GCAGUCAGGUAUUGUCCCGUACACGUCAGCAGCACCGCUACAGUAAUUUUCAAACGCGUUCAAAUCGCUUCGGAGAACAAUUCACGUGUCGUAAUGAGCUAUUCUGGCGUGAAUAGAUGAAAAAUGCUGAAAAUGGUUUCUAAAGGCUAAACUAUUUUCAAAGACUAUUUUCUUUCAUCAGGAUCUAUAGGCAGUCGCCCCUAUUCUACCACUCGUUGCAGUGCCUAUGCGAAUUAUUUGAGUACAAAGCAGAUCACAGUCACACAGACAUGUUCCUCCUAUGUCAUUUAAUGUAAUUUUUCAAAUAAACAUGAAAGAGUGUGGGCUACUGUGAUUCAGGAUUAUUAUAAAAAUUUAGUUAAAAUCAUAAUAGCCUGCAUAGGGUCAACCGUUCUUACGUCCAUCUCCAAGCUCUGGGAGGGUUUUUCAACGGGCUCCGCACCCCUCCCUGCCUUUGAGCGCGUGGAUGUGAUGCCAUUACAUCAAUGGAUAGCAACGGUUCUCGCUUCCAUAGCUCGGAGGAACAGGUCCUAUGCAGCAGCUGUACCGCUAGCCACAUAUCUACCGUGCAAAUCAGCUGCGUCAUACCUGCACCCGGUGGCACAGAAUUAAGCCAUUAGAGCUGUUGUUUUAACUGUACCUCUUCUUUAAGCUGGUGCCGGGAUUUUCACUGCGUCCCCCUUCGGUUCGUAUAUCGCAAAGAUCACAAAGGUUCUGCUAGCCUGUGAAAAUGGUGAAAUUGGGGAACAAUUUUUGCGAAAAGAAUAACGCAAAGCCCGUCUCGGAAGAUGGAUUUGACACUAUUCCCCUUAUAACACCUCUAGAUGUCAAUCAACUGCAGUUUCCUCCUCCUGACAAGGUGGUGGUGAAGACCAAAGCAGACUACGAUGGUGAUCAUAAGAAGGGAGCCUUCCGUUCCCCUAAAAUAGCCGAAUUUACAAUAAGCGUCAUCGAAGGCGUUUCUGAACGACUCAAAGUGACUCUUCUGGUGAUCUGCGCGCUGGCGUUUCUGGUGUGUGUGGUGUUCCUGGUCGUCUACAAAGUGUACCAGUAUGAGCAACCCUGCCCAGAGGGGUUCGUGUACACGCAGAACCGCUGCAUGCCGGCCGGAGUGUACAACUACUACCCCCCCCAGGGCCCCGGGGGCCGCGGCAGACUCUUCACCAUCAUCAACCACUACAACCUGGCCAGGCAGACCAUCACCCGCUCGGUGUCCCCCUGGAUGACCAUCAUGGCCGAAGAGAAGGUCUCGCAGCAAGAGACUGAGAGCUCACAGAAGCUGGCCUAGAGGGGGGCAUCACACAUACACACUCACGCACACACACACACACACACACACACAUAAACAGGGUUGCAGACCAUUUCUACACAUGCAUAUGCUUACAUAAAUAUGCCUGUAUACGGAUACUGUUCAUGCUCAGACAAUUGCGCUCACACACACUUGCACACACACAAAUAAACACUGACACAGAUAUUUACACCUGCAUUAUCACAUACUCUCGCACACAUCCUCAUAUCACACAUCAGCAAAGAUGUAUACAGCUUCAUGCACACACAUACGGCAGUGUGUGCUCAUAGACACAGGAAUGCAGGAAUGUGUAGCAGUUCUUACAUGCUCACAGUGAAAUGAUACCAUAAUGAUAUGAGGGUGUGCGUUACAGUAGCUCUCAAUCUCUACGGUUACCAUGGCAGUCCAUGGAGAGAUUGAACCACUUCAUAAGUAUAUACGUAUCAUAACUGCAGAGAAAGUUUCUACCAAAGCAUUACCCAUUUCCUGUUUAAAUGUUACCCAUCAUUCGAUUUGAAAUGAAACCCACUGGGAGAGUUCAUUCCACACUGCCGCCUGCUUGAUAUGUCAAGGGUGACGAACAUCUCUGGUGUCCUCAGAUUCAAACUUAUUGGCGCCUUGUGAUGACAUCAUCAAGCCUUUCCACUGCAAGUCCUCUAUUCACAUCCACUGUCUGCAGUCAGUUUGGAUGGAACUCCAGCCGUGAGGACUUGGGCGGAGUGCAGUGUAAUCUGAUCGCUCUUGUAUUCAUUCACUGUUUAGGGUCUUUUCUCCUUACCUCCACCUGCUCCUUUACACUGCACUGCUGAGCCAUGUGGGCGGGCCCGUUUGAUCUGAUGUUUACUGCCGCCAUGGCAACGUGUCAGUCUCAGUCAUACCUGGGACGUGAUUGGCUGUAUGAACAGGAGGCCCACCCACUCCAUCAAUAUCUGUUUUUUUCCAUAAGGAUGGAAGGAACUGUUGCCUCUGCUUGAAUAAAAAAAUAGCUUAAUAUGCUCACAUUACCAUGACACCUAAAUGUAUUUUGGGGAAUGUGCUAAUAAUUUGUUUUGAAAUCAAAUUUGAACUUGAGACUAAUAAAAACUUAGGAAAAUACAUUUCAUUUUUUGACUAGAAAAGUCUUUAGUGGCACCCAUAUUGUUGAACAAUAUGAGCAUCAUGGUUAUCAUGUUAUGUACUCAGACCAUACAGGUAUGUUUGUAAACUGGGUUUGAUGCUGAGAAAAGCUAUACAUUACACAGUCGAUGUGCAAAGUGAAGUAAAAUCAAACCCAAUAGAACCUUAGUUCGAUUAGCGUUUAGAUUCCUUAGUUCGAUUAGUGUUUAGAUAUCUUAGUUCGAUUAGCAUUUAGAUUUCUUUGCUGCUAAUCCUCUGCCCCUGAUGUCAGAUGGGUUAAUUUAAAUGAACGGUUGUAUUAGACUAACACUGAAGCCUUGGAUCCCAAUGGCUUAUGAAUAAUGAUGUCUGUGCAUUAACAUCAUGCUUUAUUUGGGCGAUCCAAUAAUAAUAGCCAAGUCUGCUAGGAACAGUAUACUUUAUGGCAUUUAUUGCACUGGCUAUUCAUGAACUCUUAUAAGGACUAUAUCUGCUAAUGUACAGUUGUACAUAGUCAAGCAAGUUUACCGUUGUAGAAAGGUUUUCAAACACGAGCUGAAGAACAUAACACGCUCAGUUCAUUUCUGCACAGAAAAUGCGCAUUUUAUUAUGUUUUCCAUUCUCUUUGUAUUAUUGAAAAAUGCAAGUGUAUAGAAAGCUUUGCUUCAUACGCAGAUCGUGUAGGCGUACCAUUAUCAUCCACCAUUAAAAUGUAGAACCAGGGCAAUGAGUACCUGGUUUUUAAUCAGG
Messenger RNA from Conger conger (European conger), 3133 nucleotides. Its product is annotated as neuronal vesicle trafficking-associated protein 1-like. Gene Ontology annotation, molecular function: clathrin light chain binding. The transcript has 5 exons. The record is from RefSeq and is a predicted model, not a curated record. Gene Ontology annotation, biological process: endosomal transport; G protein-coupled dopamine receptor signaling pathway; clathrin coat assembly. Gene Ontology annotation, cellular component: endosome; membrane. NCBI's taxonomy places the organism in Eukaryota, Metazoa, Chordata, Actinopteri, Anguilliformes, Congridae. The coding region runs from base 731 to 1288 and encodes 185 amino acids.